AAUGAACAGAUAGCAAUAUGAUAGUAAUGUUAUAUUUCUUAAAAUUUCAAAAUAACAAAACAAUAAAAAAUAUUUUGCUUGUUCUUCCUUCUUUUCUUUAAAACAUGGCAAAUCAUUUCUCAUGAAACACAAGAAAAUAACUUAUAUAUUCAGGCAGCGCUGGCAAGACCGCCAAUAUCGCCAAACUUCCUUUUCGGAUCCUGUGGGAUCUAAAGAGGGCAAAAUGGGGAGGCGACCAGCAAGAUGUUAUCGGUACUGCAAGAACAAGCCGUACCCCAAGUCGCGGUUCUGCCGCGGUGUGCCGGACCCCAAGAUCCGCAUCUAUGACCUGGGCCGCAAGAAGGCCUCCGUGGAGGAUUUCCCCUGCUGCGUGCACAUGGUCUCGGACGAGAUUGAGCAGCUGAGUGCUGAGGCGCUGGAGGCAGCCCGCAUCUGCGCCAACAAGUACCUGGUGAAGAACUGCGGCAAGGACGCGUUCCAUAUUCGCAUUCGCACCCACCCGUUCCACGUGAACCGCAUCAACAAGAUGUUGUCGUGCGCAGGAGCUGAUAGGCUCCAGACGGGAAUGCGCGGCGCGUUCGGCAAGCCUCAGGGCCUGGUGGCGCGCGUCAAGAUCGGCCAGCCCAUCAUCUCGAUCCGCACCUACGACAAGUUCGAGUCGCACGUGAUCGAGGCACUGCGCCGUGCCAAGUUCAAGUUCCCCGGACGCCAGAAGCUGUUCACCUCUCGCAAGUGGGGCUUCACAAAGUUCAACCGCGACGAGUACGAGGAGCUCCGCGCCAACCACCGCCUGCGUAACGACGGCGUGAACGUGCAGUACCUGCGUGAGCACGGACCUCUGAAGACGUGGAAGAAGGUGCGUCUGGCCCUGGAGGAUUAGGACGUCGCCGGCCCGAUCCGAACGAGUUAACUGUGAUUGUCGGACACAGUGUGGCAAUACACGGGGCUCGAGCGGA
Molecule: messenger RNA, 956 nt
Organism: Amphibalanus amphitrite
Lineage: Eukaryota; Metazoa; Arthropoda; Thecostraca; Balanomorpha; Balanidae
Gene: RpL10
Product: 60S ribosomal protein L10-like
Exons: 6
Coding region: 122-880 (252 amino acids)
Biological process (GO): translation; ribosomal large subunit assembly
Cellular component (GO): ribosome; cytosolic large ribosomal subunit
Molecular function (GO): structural constituent of ribosome
Source: RefSeq, a predicted model, not a curated record